This is a messenger RNA of Tympanuchus pallidicinctus (lesser prairie-chicken), 2318 nucleotides long. It is a transcript of the gene IRX6, whose product is annotated as iroquois homeobox 6. The record is from RefSeq and is a predicted model, not a curated record. Gene Ontology annotation, biological process: regulation of transcription by RNA polymerase II; neuron differentiation; cell development. Lineage: Eukaryota; Metazoa; Chordata; Aves; Galliformes; Phasianidae. Gene Ontology annotation, molecular function: RNA polymerase II cis-regulatory region sequence-specific DNA binding; DNA-binding transcription factor activity, RNA polymerase II-specific. Bases 1 to 1284 code for a protein of 427 amino acids. Gene Ontology annotation, cellular component: nucleus. The transcript is spliced from 5 exons.
AUGUCUUUCUCCCAGUUCGGAUACCCCUACAGCACCACUUCGCAGUUCCUGGUGCCCGGCAGCCCCGGCGCGUCCUGCUGCGAGCCCGCUCCCCGCUCCGGCCCGGAUGCGUCCUCGGCGCCGGCCGCCGCCUCGCUGUGCUGCGCCCCGUACGAGAGCCGGCUGCUGGCGCCCGGCCGCGCCGAGCUCAAUGCGGCGCUGGGCAUGUACGGAGCCCCGUACGCCGCCGGCCAGGGCUACGGCAACUACCUGCCCUACAGCGCCGAGCCCGCCGCCAUCUACACCGCGCUGAACCCCCAGUAUGAGAUCAAGGAGGGCGCCGGCACUCUGCACUCGGGGAUCACGCAGCCCGCCGCUUACUACUCGUACGAGCACUCCCUGGGGCAGUACCAGUACGACAGGUACGGGCCAGUGGAUUUCACCGCUUCGGCCCGGCGCAAGAAUGCCACUCGGGAGACGACGAGCACCCUGAAGACGUGGCUGUACGAGCACCGCAAGAACCCGUACCCCACCAAGGGCGAGAAGAUCAUGCUGGCCAUCAUCACCAAGAUGACCCUCACCCAGGUCUCCACCUGGUUCGCCAACGCGCGGCGGCGGCUCAAGAAGGAGAACAAGAUGACCUGGUCUCCCAAGAACAAAGCGGGGGAAGAGAGAAAGGAGGACGGCACGCGGCACGACGGGGAGUUCGGCGCGGGGAGCGACGGCCGAGAGCGGAAGAGCUGCAAGGAGGACAAGGAGCUGCGACUCAGCGACGUGGACGACCUGGAGGAGGAGGACGAGGAGGAUGAGGACGAGGAGGAGGCGGGGAAGGCGGCGAAGGGCCGGCCCGGCUCUCUGCAGGAAGCCCCCGGCCCCGGCGCGGCUCUGACCGGGGCCCCGCGGAGCGCCUGCAGCGUGCCCGGGCCGUGCCGCGCCUUCCCCUGCCCCCAGGCCCCCUCCGCAGCCCCCGCUGCCCUCGCCCCGCCGCCGCCCUACGCGUCCCCGGAGAAGCCGCGCAUUUGGUCGCUGGCCCGCACGGCCGGGGCCAACGCGGCACGCAGAGGCAGCCCCGAGGGUCGCGGUACGGAGGAGGGCGGCGGGGCGGCGGGGGAGCUGCCUCCGGCCGCAGAGGCCCCGUUCCGGAGCUCCGCCUUCAGCCCCCAACCCGUCCCGCGGAGCUGCGCGUCCCACCGCGGCCAGGGGCAGCCGUGCCAGUACGCGGCGGGCGAAGGUACCCGCGCCGGCGGGGCGGCGGGGGGGACGGGGCGGACGGGGCUGCCGCCUCCUGCGCGCCCGCGGCCCUGAAUCGUGCCCGGCGGCCCGGGAUGCGGCGGGGCCGGGUCGGGCGGAGCCCCCGCGAGCUGCGUGUAUCUGUGCAGGCUUCGGGCGGGGCGGCGGGGGCGGCCCGGGAGGCGCCGAGCCGGGCGGGACGUGCCUGGAGCGGCUGCGGACGGCCUUCAGGCCGGUGCUGAAGAGGUGAGGUAGGUGAGGGGCUGCCCGCUCCGCCCCGCUCCCGGCGCUGCCCCGGCCGGGCGCGUCCCGGAGGUGCCCGUCCCGGGCCGCUCACUCCGCCUCUCCCCCUCCCCCCGCUCCCGCAGGGCCGCCUGCUCCUUCCUGAGCGCCGGCGGCGGGGCUCUGGCUCCAGCCAGGCUCUCGCCCUGAAGCAAGACCCGGUACUGCCCAGCGCCGAGCCCCCGGCCCGGGCACGGCGGGCACCGCUGCUCGCAGGGCGGGCGUAGCGGUUCCGACCUCGAUGCCGCUCGUUAAAUACGCGCGAUUGAUGUCUUUACCAAAACCGAGACUCAGCUUUUCUCCCGUUUCCCCACGUCGUGCUUUUGUUGUUACUUUCCCCCCAAACCCGCUGGUUCCAUUGCUCGGAGCGGCGGCGCACGACGCGCAGUCCCCGGCAGCACUGUCCCGGCCGCGCCGUGACCCCGCGGCACUCGGCGCUGCUCCGGGCGGGGACGGGGCGGCGGCGGUCGGGCGACCUCGGUGGGUCCGGGCCGCCGCCUCCGCCCCGGGCAGCGCUGCUCUCCGCGGGACGGCCGAAAAAGGGAAACCGCAUCUCUGCAUUCUUUCUGUUUAAUUAGAAGUGUCAUCAAACACUUUGUGUUCGAACUAAUAAACCAAGCAGGGAUGAGGAAAGAAUGUUUCUUUGUUCCUGUUUCUAGAAGCAGUGGCAAUAAUUUAAAUUAAUAACUGCGGUAAUUAAGAGGUCAUCUAUAGAUCAAGCCGAUACCUGCCAUUUCGAAGUUCACCGGGGUCAGCAUUUACAUUAAGUCAUUUGUGGUCAAUAGAGUCCAAUGAAUUCUGCCUUAAUAAAUCAGGGAAAUCAAUCU